AGGUUGCGCAGCAAGGUUUGCGAGUGGAUGGCCUUGAAACACGAGGCUGUGCACCCUCUUCAAGGCUUCGUCUGCGGCUUUGGCCCUCUCCCAUCUUUGGUUUCACCCUGGCUGGAUGGAGGGAAUCUCACACGCUACCUAAAAGCACAUCCAGAUCUGAGUCUAGAUCGAAGGCUCCAACUGCUCCAGCGGAUUGCGGAAGGAAUGCAUUACCUACAUUCACAAAGGAUCCUGCAUGGAGAUUUGAACGGGGGCAAUAUCCUCCUUGACACUCAAGGAAACCCAUACAUCACGGAUUAUGGUUUGUUGCCAUUGAUCCUGGAAUUCAGGAUUUCGCCCUACAUUUCCACGCCCGUGGGGCGGGCUGUACGGUGGGUUGCGCCAGACCUCUUCCAGACUCCACCAGGUGAAGAUGGUGCGAAAAACAACUUCACAUUCGAAGGCGACGUAUACUCGUUUGGUAGUCUGAUGCUUCAGGUUCUCACUGGCCAGGUUCCAUACCAUUAUAUCGAGCGUGACGAACAAGUUGUUUACACUAUCGCCCAAGGCUUACGUCCCCGUCGUCCGUCAUCCCAGGAUAUUGCAGACGAGCAUUGGAAUUUCAUUCAAACAUGCUGGGCAGCUAAUCCCGCAGAUCGCCCCUCUGCUGAGGAACUGGUAUCGUUCCUCCGCCGUCAGCACACGACAUGAGUAAUCUUUACGAAUUUGUUCAUUUGUUCGCGCUUGGUAUUCCACUUAAUCCCCUUUAGCAUUGUGUUAUUCCCCAUGUAACCCUGUGGUCAUGAGAUUAUGGGGCAUACGCUUCGAUUUGAGUAAGCUAUUUGUUAUACCAGGAGACAGCUGUAAAAUGGUUCACUCGGAAGGAUCUUGAUGGACGCCGAAAAGACCUGGUUUCUGUUAAGAACAUUCUGUGAG
Molecule: messenger RNA, 915 nt
Organism: Pisolithus orientalis
Lineage: Eukaryota; Fungi; Basidiomycota; Agaricomycetes; Boletales; Pisolithaceae
Product: kinase-like protein
Exons: 5
Coding region: 28-690 (220 amino acids)
Biological process (GO): protein phosphorylation
Molecular function (GO): ATP binding; protein kinase activity
Source: RefSeq, a predicted model, not a curated record